Zasmidium cellare ATCC 36951 is the source of this 1860-nucleotide messenger RNA. RefSeq lists its product as uncharacterized. The record is from RefSeq and is a predicted model, not a curated record. Bases 1 to 1860 code for a protein of 619 amino acids. Gene Ontology annotation, molecular function: N,N-dimethylaniline monooxygenase activity; flavin adenine dinucleotide binding; NADP binding. Lineage: Eukaryota; Fungi; Ascomycota; Dothideomycetes; Mycosphaerellales; Mycosphaerellaceae. The transcript has 3 exons.
AUGGUUUCCGACGGAGAAGUUCCUUCGUUUCCUACCAAGUCGUCAUCAGAAGCGGAUCUCAACAACACUUCAGCAUCGACGAACGGACAUCGCCACAUGGACCACGAUGCGGCCUUUGAGCAGUUCGCUGCUCGGAUUGAACUGAACACAGACUAUGCGUAUACGCCACGCAAGCUAAGGGUCAUUACGAUUGGAGCUGGUUUCUCUGGCCUUUUGAUCGCCCACAAGUUUCAACACCGGUUCCCAGAGCUUAGGGACCUUGUUGAUCACACGAUUUUCGAGGCGCGAAGUGAUGUCGGUGGGACUUGGCUCGUCAAUGACUAUCCUGGCGUACAAUGCGACGUCCCAGCUCACAUUUAUGCUUUCCCAUUCGAUCCAAACCCAAACUGGUCGCGAUUCUAUGCCAGUGGACCUGAGAUCGAGGACCACAUCAAACGAACUGCACGGAAAUGGAAUCUUGAUCGUGAUGUAAAGCUCAACACCAAGGUCGUCGCUGCAGUUUGGCAGGAAGACCAAGGUCAGUGGAAAGUCACGGUCGAGGAAGUCACCUCCGGCGCACAACGAGAAGAAAUCUGCGAUAUUCUUAUUUCCAGCCAAGGAGUAUUGACCCAUCCAGCAUGGCCAAAGAUUCCAGGGUUGGAUCGUUUCAAGGGGAAUCUUGUACAUUCGGCUCGAUGGGACCACAGCCUUGACUACUCGAACAAGCGAAUCGCAGUGAUUGGCAAUGGAUCCUCAGGCAUUCAGAUUGUCCCGUCCAUGGUCAAACUACCUGGUACGACUGUUCGUAACUUCGUUCGAGGACCUGCGUGGGUUUACUACCGAUUACCUCCGUCGAAGCACAUGGGUAGGGAAGUCGACGAUGAUAACAACCCAGCAUAUCUCGACGAGGAGAAGGAGCGUUUUGCGGAUCCUGAGGAGCAUCGCCAGUAUCGAAAGGGCAUCAUCGACCGGACCAAUCGAGCAUUCCGUUUGUUCAUCAAAGGCGAAGUCAACCGAGAAGUGAUGGAGCGUGCAAGAACUCAAAUGGCAGAAAAGCUCAAUCACGAUCCCGACCUCUGCGAGAUGUUGAUUCCAAAGUGGGAACUCGGCUGCCGUCGCGUGACCCCUGGACCAGGCUAUCUCGACUCAUUCACCAAACCGAAUUGCUCGCUCACCAACAGCCCUAUCACUCAAGUCACCGAAAAAGGCGUGGUAAUGGCAGAUGGCAAGGAGUUCGAGUGCGACAUUGUCGUCUGUGCAACUGGCUUUGACGUCUCCCAUCGACCACAGUACCCCAUCAUUGGACAGAAGAACGUUGAUCUUCGAGACAAGUGGAAGGCUGACCCCCUUUCAUAUCUUUCUGUCGGCACGGAUGGCUUCCCCAACUACUUCAUUAUGAUGGGACCAAACUGCCUAGGCGGACACGGUAGUCUGGUGGAGUCUUUGAACUGGACUGGAGAUUACUUUGCCCGCUGGAUCAAGAAGAUGUCAAACGAGGAUAUCAAAUAUAUCGUACCCAAGAGCUCUGCAGUGCAAGCGUUCAACCGCUACUGCGACGAAGUCCAUAAGACGCUAGUGUGGACGGGUUCUUGCACGAGCUGGUACAAACGAGGCUCCGUCGACGGACGAGUGACAGCUCUCUUCGGCGGCAGUGCCGUACUCUUCCAUCGCAUGAUCCACGAAAUCCGAGCAGAAGACUUCGACAUCAGCUAUCGAAGCGGCAAUAUGUUCAACUUCAUGGGCAAUGGAUUUACGGAGUGGGAGAUGAAGCCGGACAGUGAUUUGUCUUGGUAUGUGGAGUCUAUAGAGGACGGAAAGGGGAAGGAGAAGAAGAUACCCAUUGGGAACGGCGUGAAUAACGAGGAUAAUAUGAUUAUGUAG